Molecule: messenger RNA, 753 nt
Organism: Oikopleura dioica
Lineage: Eukaryota; Metazoa; Chordata; Appendicularia; Copelata; Oikopleuridae
Source: the annotation of a GenBank genome assembly
AUGAUAGACCCAAAUCAUGACUUAGCAUAUUACGCUAUGACAAGGAACCAGAAUGUCGUUGAUUCACUGACAUACUGGCAGAUUUGGGAGGAAAAUGGGCGAGACAAGCUCAAACCCGAGCUGAAACUAAAGACCGAAGCGGCAGUAAAACGAUUGAACCGCCAGUUGAGAAAAAACGAGCAAUAUCUGGAGCAGCUCGAUGUGCUGGAAAAUGAAGCGGAUCUGGCACUCAAUUCCGGGGUCGAAAACUAUCCAGAAACGGCGAGAGCGAUCAAGUCGAAGAAGUUUGUCCGUCACUGGAGCGUCGAGGACAAGAUCUUCUUUGAAUUGGAAGAGACCACGAAUAGGCUCAUUCCGAAAGAGCCUUUUAUUCAUCAUUUCUACAUGGAGGGGCGGGAUGGUCCGCGAGUGUCCGUUGAGCUAAACGCUAAAAGAAUAAAGGCCGCAGUCGUCGAUAAAGAGGGGCAUAAAAUCAGAGAACCACGAAACCACGUGUAUCUGAAGUUUGUCCCAUCUGGAAUGACUGAAAGAGACGAAAUGGAGAUGGUUGUGGAAUUUUACAACAAAACGACUAAACAAAACGUCGUGGAUUUCAUUCUGAUAAAAAACAACAAGAGGGAAGAGAGAAUCUACCUGCGAAAAAUGCUGAAGACGAAAAAAGCGAUAGACUACGGGAAAUCCAACUCGCUGGUAAAAUACGUCAACGUCGCGAUUGGCGUCCGAAGGAGGUUUGGCAGAGGAGUGAAGAGCUAA